Messenger RNA from Trematomus bernacchii (emerald rockcod), 1797 nucleotides. RefSeq names its product G2/M phase-specific E3 ubiquitin-protein ligase-like. The coding region runs from base 79 to 1479 and encodes 466 amino acids. NCBI's taxonomy places the organism in Eukaryota, Metazoa, Chordata, Actinopteri, Perciformes, Nototheniidae. Gene Ontology annotation, molecular function: ubiquitin-protein transferase activity. The record is from RefSeq and is a predicted model, not a curated record. The transcript has 12 exons.
UUGAAUGCAGACAGUACCCCAACCGCAUCGGAAGAAUUUGCGCUUGCCCAGGUGGGACUGGGCAAAAGACAUAUAUCGAUGCCCCUGGACAUGAGCCAUGAAGAGUUCUUCAGUCUCCUGAAAAAGGAAUAUCCAAAGUUGCAGGCGCUGGAUGGAGGAUGGCUCCUCUACAAAUCAACAGGAGGUCAGGGUAAACGAAAACUUAUAAUGAUUCCGCCUGACUCGGACGGAUACACCGGCACACUCCUCCGCAGUGUCACAGGGGCAGGGAAGAACACCCUGUAUAUUGUCCCUCUGCAGCAUGAAUUCGACUUAACACCUUUGCCCGCGGAUGCUGUAGAGUUCCAGAAUAUGCCAAAAGCCCAAUGCCAAACAUGCAAGUUGCAUUUUCCUCUGCAAAUUUUGGCUCUGCAUGUCCAGGAGUGUCUAUCAUCGGAAGAAGACAUUGAGAAGGUGCCAUGUCCCAUCUGCUUCGAGAGCUUCACACCACAGUUUUUAGAAAUACAUGCAAGCAUGUGUGGAGAAAGAGAUCAACAUGUCCGUCUGGAUGAGAAAACUGACAUGGGCCACAACGAUGGAAAGGCAAUGGAUAGGCAAUUCGAAAGAGGCCUUCUACAGUGGCAGCGUCAAAAAGGCAGUUCACCCACAGCUACCCUGAACGUGACCUUCUUUGGGGAGGCAGGAGUCGACACAGGAGCCCUCCGAAAAGAAUUUCUCACAGAAGUGGUGGCAGGAAUUGAGGGUCGUUUCUUUGAAGGACCUCAACAGCAGCGGAUCCCACGGUACUCUCUGAAUGACUUAGACAGUGACCUCUACAGGACAGUGGGAGAGAUUUUGGCUGUUAGUUUGGCACAAGGUGGCCCCGCCCCUGCCUUCUUCAGCCCAUGGACUUACAGUUACCUCUGUAGUGGACGUAUAAACCAGAAGGUUCUCAACAGUGAUUCAGUGGCAGAUGUCCAGCUGAGAGAGUUAAUUGACCAGGUUGAGUCGGCGACUGAGCAUUCAAUUAUAGGCCUAUCUGAUGAAAUAUUGAAUUGUGGAUAUACUGGAAAUGUCUCCAUUCCAAACAAGGACACUAUUGUUCGUUCCAUCAUACUCCACGCAGUGCUGCGGCUGCAGCCUAUGUUGGAACAACUAAGGGAAGGCUUGCAGCUGUAUGGACUCCUUUCACUGAUGAGUCAGUACCCAGAUAUCUGCCAGCCCUUGUUUGUUUCUGGGGAAGAUGUAAAAGUCAAUGCAGAGUUUGUCAUGACAUCCAUUCUUCCUCAACUGAGUGACAAAGGGACUACCAGGCAUCAGGUUGAGCUGGAGAUGAUGAACUUCAUUCAGGACUUCCUAUAUGAAGCUGAAGAUCAUGGGCAUGUAGAUAAAGAUGGCCUACAUUACAGGCCAUCACACCUGCAACGUUUCUGCAGUGGAUCACAGGCCAGGGUCACGUCCCACUUCUUCCCUCAGAGAAGAAGGACUUUGCAGUUGUGAUCCAAUUCAAUCAUGACUGCAGUGCAGACUUUGGGCAUCACAGUGUCUGUUACCCUGUUGUGACAGCAUGUGCCAAGACAAUCACCUUACCUGUGAGACAUAUGAGGCCCUAUGAAAAAUUCAAAAACAUCCUGACUGAAGCGUUUCAAUUAGGCCAAGAAUUUAGCAAUGUGUAAUAAGGUAACCAUUAACGACCUCUGUUCCAAGUUAACCUUACUGUUUAAGUGUUAAAGGUUUAGCAUUGACUGCUUCCAGUCAAGUAAUCUUAAAAAAAAAUGUAAUGGCAGCAAUAGAGUGGUGCAGUGAUGACGUGUUUUU